UUUAGGAGAUGCCAGGGACAAGAAAAACUUGGAAGACUUGAGGCUGCAUUCCGAGAUGCAAGGACUCUCAUCCAUAUUGAACCAAAGAAUACCACUGUUCAGGAGACUCUUAAGAGACUUGGAGCACAGUUACAAGCAAAGACUGAUCGAUGCCGCACCACUGAUGGUCUUGUGGGGGAGAUGUUUACUUCCCUUUUCAGUAAGGAAGAAAGUGAAGAGAAAAGAAAGCAAGCCAUUAAGAAUCUUGUGAUUUUAGCUAAUGAUGAACCAGGAGCUCAAAGGAUAUUUAGAGGAGGUGAAUUACCAAGAGUGGUAUCCUUGCUGAACUGUGGGUCUGAUGAACAGACAGUGGCAAUGCUGAAAGUCCUUAAAGGAUUGUGCACCAACUCUAAAUUGAGGACAUUAUCUGUUUUAAAGGAAGUUUCUUUGUCAAGGCUGUUAACUCUGAUUGAAUCACCAGUGACUGAAGUUUCAACAACAGCUGUUUUAGUCCCACAACAAGCCCUGGAGUCACUUGUUCCGUUACCACCAGACAAAAAGAAACUGAAGGAUCAACAACCACCACAGGAAUUAGAAAAUAAGGAAGAAAUUCAAGGUCUUCUAACUUUGCUCAUGGAUGCUGCUAUGAGUGAAAAAGUUGGUGCUGAGAGUCGUGAUGCAGUGAUUGAUGUUUUUAUCAAAGUUGUUCCAAAAAACAAACUGGCUGUUGAACUACUUGUGAAAAUUGGAGGUAUUCGUAAGCUGAUGGUUAUCGCUGCCAGUACUGCUCCUUUGGAGUCUCAAGGGAAGGAAGCCCUUGCAGUGUCUAACAAUACUCGAAUGCACAUUUCUGUUGCUCUGGCAAAGAUGGUGGAUUCUUUUGGCUAUCAUGAAAAGGAAAAAGAACCUCUUAUGGAAGAUGCAACGGCAGCUAUCAGCCAGUAUCUCAAUCAAAGCAGCCCGGAAGCGCACAUCAAAGGAGCAACAGCGUUAAGUUGUCUUUUUCAGGGAGUACAGGAAGCGGCAGCCACUGUUCUUGGCAAUGAAGAAUUUUUGGGUAAAAUGGUCGCACUUGCGGAAAGGGAAGACCGCGUGUCUCAGAUUGUUGCAUCUGAAACAUUAGCGUUAGGAGCAUCUGAAAAGAAAUUAAGCACAGUACUGAACACAAAGGCGUUACCUGUUUUGAAGGACUUGUAUCAUUUAAAGGAUGACAGUAUAAGAGUCAGAGCCUUGGUGGGUCUUUGUAAACUUGGUACCACGGGAGGAGGGACUGUGAAUGAUCAGACAUUCGUAGAGGGAGCCACAUUAAAGUUGUACAAAUCAGUGCGUAGUUUCCUGACAAAAUCUAAGAAAGAUUUAGAGCUGCGUAAAUGGGCAGCUGAGGGAUUGUCCUUCCUUACUAUGGACGCUGAUGUUAAGGAGACUUUCCUUGAAGAUCAGCAGGCCCUCAGGUCACUCAUGGAACUAGCAAAGGCUAAAGAUGGCUCACUGUUAUACGGAGUUUGUCAAACGCUCGUCAACCUUACAAACACGUUUGACAAACCAGAAAUUCCGGAUGAAAUGAAACAGCUUGGUGAAUUUGCCAAAGUCAAGUUGCCGAAAUUCUCCGAAAAGGAUGGCGAGGAAUACGUCAAAAAGAGAAUCAAGAAACUUGUCGAGGAAGGUAUACUAUCAGCGCUUGUUAACCUGUCUGAUACAGAGAGUAAUACCAGUAGAGAAAUGAUAUCAAGAGUUUUUAUGGGGAUAACAAAUGAGCAAGAACACAGAGGUGUUACUGUGCAGCAAGGUGGAGUUAAGGCGUUGAUCUCCCUUGCUGCCCAAAACACAGAGAAAGGAGCAGACUUUUCUGCGCAAUCUGUGGCUAAAAUUGCUAUCACUAUGAACCCGGAAGUCGCAUUUCCUGGACAAAGAUCUUUUGGCUUGGUUCGUCCUCUGCUGAAGUUACUGCAUCCUUCUAAAACGGCCUUGCAACAAUUUGAAUCACUUAUGGCUCUGACAAACCUGGCGCAAAUGAACGACGAAGUCAGGCGGCAUAUUGUGAAGGAGCAAGGCUUUUCAUUGAUCGAAAGUCUGAUGUUUGAUGAACAUGAUCUGGUUAAAAGAGCCGCAACUGAGUGUAUGUGUAACAUGGUGCUUUGUGAAGAGGUAUUCAAAAUGUACGAAAAAGAAGACGCCCCUACAGAAAGAGUGAAGCUUUUGACUCUGUUGUCAGGCGAAGAAGACUUUGAACUUUCACGGGCGGCUUCUGGUGCCUUAGCAGUCCUCUCCUCGAGCGAGAAAGUAUGCAAACAGAUUAUAAAGGUCUCAUCUUACAUGGAUAUCCAGAAGCAGCUGUUGGUUUCCGAGAAGAAAGAGCUCAGGCACAGGUAA
Messenger RNA from Pocillopora damicornis (cauliflower coral), 2349 nucleotides. Its product is annotated as protein unc-45 homolog A. The record is from RefSeq and is a predicted model, not a curated record. Gene Ontology annotation, cellular component: cytoplasm. Gene Ontology annotation, molecular function: Hsp90 protein binding. NCBI's taxonomy places the organism in Eukaryota, Metazoa, Cnidaria, Anthozoa, Scleractinia, Pocilloporidae.